Tarenaya hassleriana is the source of this 1473-nucleotide messenger RNA. RefSeq names its product phospholipase A(1) LCAT3. Gene Ontology annotation, biological process: lipid metabolic process. The record is from RefSeq and is a predicted model, not a curated record. NCBI's taxonomy places the organism in Eukaryota, Viridiplantae, Streptophyta, Magnoliopsida, Brassicales, Cleomaceae. The coding region runs from base 102 to 1460 and encodes 452 amino acids. The transcript has 11 exons.
AAAUCCUGCAUUCGCAUUUGCAUCUGUCUGGUAGUUGUAUCCAAAUUCUUCGUCUCUGUCUACUACCCUGUGGAGAUCUGACCCGACCCGACCCGUAACCCAUGCUGAAGGACUGGGUUUCGUGCCCGUGUUGGGGAGACCACGACGGCGACGACGGCGAGGCGGCUGAUCGUGAGCCGGUACUCCUCGUCUCCGGCAUCGGAGGUUCGAUUCUCCAUUCCAGGAAGAAGAAGAAACCCGGGUCCGAAAUCCGGGUCUGGGUCCGGAUUUUUCUCGCCAAUCUCGCCUUCAAGCAAAAUCUUUGGUCUCUGUAUAAUCCCAAAACUGGCUAUACAGAGCCUUUAGAUGAUGAUAUUGAAAUUCUGGUUCCUGAUGAUGAUUUUGGACUCUAUGCAAUCGACAUCCUCGAUCCAUCCUGGUUCGUAAAGCUUUUCAACUUGGUGGAUUUGUAUCAUUUUCAUGAUAUGAUAGAAAUGCUUGUUGGAUGUGGGUAUAAGAAGGGAGCCACGUUAUUUGGAUACGGCUAUGAUUUCCGGCAAAGCAAUAGGAUCGAUACGCUGAUUGAUGGUCUGAAAAAGAAGUUGGAAACUGCAUAUAAAGUUUCCGGUCAGAGAAAAGUUAAUAUCAUCUCACAUUCCAUGGGGGGACUGUUGAUGUCAUGUUUCCUUUCUCUCCAUCCUGAGCUUUUCUCAAAGUAUGUAAAUAAAUGGAUUACGAUUGCAACACCUUUUCAAGGUGCUCCAGGCUGCAUCAAUGAUGCCCUUUUGACGGGACUGCAGUUUGUUGAAGGCUUACAGAGCUACUUUUUUGUGUCACGGUGGACAAUGCACCAACUGCUGGUUGAGUGCCCAUCUAUUUAUGAGAUGAUGGGAAAUCCAGAUUUUAAGUGGAGAAACCAACCAAAAAUUCAAGUUUGGCGCAAGAAGAUGCAAAAUGACGAUGCUUCUGUAGAAUUGGAAUCAUUUGGCCCAGCUGAGAGUAUUGACCUAUUCAACGAAGCACUGAAGGAUAAUGAGCUGAGCUAUGGCGGGAACAAAAUAGCUUUACCCUUUAAUUUGUCCAUCCUCAAGUGGGCUGUUGGCACGAGGGAAAUUCUCGACAAAGCUCAACUCCCUGAUGGAAUCCCCUUCUAUAACAUUUUUGGUGUGUCAUAUGACACGCCCUUUGAUGUUCGUUAUGGUACAGAGACCUCCCCGAUCGAGGAUUUAUCCGAAAUAUGUCACAGUACGCCUGAGUACAGGUACGUCGACGGAGAUGGAACCGUCCCUGCUGAAUCAGCAGAGGCAGCUCAGUUCAAAGCAGUAGCGAGCAUAGGAGUAUCUGCGGGUCACCGAGCUCUUCUCAGCGACAAGAGAGUGUUCAAACUCAUCCAGGAAUGGUUAGGUGUUGAGCCUAAGAAGGCGAGGAGGAAGCUUUCAAGGACUUGUAAAGUUGUCAAUGCUGAUUCUGAAGCACAUUGAUGGAUCCCCCCCC